This is a messenger RNA of Pieris macdunnoughi, 780 nucleotides long. NCBI's taxonomy places the organism in Eukaryota, Metazoa, Arthropoda, Insecta, Lepidoptera, Pieridae. The record is from the annotation of a GenBank genome assembly.
AUGCAUGAACCUGAUGAGGUUGCAAAUUGCUAUGCUGAGGCAAUUGGCGGUGAUGUUAAACAAACUGAGGCAGAAUUAUUGUCUCGAGUACUUGGAAAAAUUAAUCAGACAUCAACUACACUUAGUGAUUUGCUGGUUGGUAUGAAAGUAGACAGGUCUAAGGAAACAGAAGAUCAAGGUAGAAAAGAAACAAGAGGUCAGCAAGUCAGGCGCAUGGCCAGUAAGAGUGCAGCACAAUCAAGGCCUCGGCAGUAUGAACAAAGACCACAAACUGUAAGGGAAAAUAGGCCUGAGCAAAAGAGUUUGUCACAGCAAAUGAGUAUCAACGUUUUUGGAGGAAAACCACUUGGUAUCUUUAAGCAAGGACCCACAAACUAUGGCACCAAGUUAGAAGUUUGGGACCACUUGAACCAGCGAGAGUUGACCCUUGCAACAUCACAACCACCCUCUAACUACUUUGAGAAGAUGUUGCUUUGGACUGAACAGGGCAAAGUUUGGAAGUUUCCUAUUAAUAAUGAACAAGGUAUGGAAGAAGAGGAAAAUGUACAUUUCUCUGAACAUAUAUUUUUAGACAGCCAUCUAGAGGGCUGGUGUCCCACACAUGGGCCAAUUAGGCACUUCAUGGAGUUAGUUUGUGUGGGCCUCUCCAAGAAUGCCUUCUACACGGUACAGGAGAAAAAGGACCAUAUUUUAUGGUACAAAGAGUAUUUUGAAUCAAAGAAAGAUUUGCUAAAUGAGAUUGGUGUUUGGGAUAUUAAACCAACUGAAGCUACAGUGUAA